CAGCAGCAACAGCACCAGCAGCAGCAGCAGCGGACACCGUGGACCAGUAGGACCAGUACUGUUGUCUGUCUCCCAGUAUAAUAUUAGACACACUGUCCACACAGCACUGAGGAGAUGGGGGACAAAGCGGGGACCAGAGUUUUUAAGAAGUCCAGUCCAAACUGUAAGCUCACAGUGUAUCUAGGGAAGCGAGACUUUGUUGAUCACUUAGACCGUGUAGAUCCAGUAGACGGAGUGCUCCUUGUAGACCCAGAGUAUCUGAAAGAUCGUAAAGUGUUCGUGACUCUGACCUGUGCGUUUCGUUAUGGCCGGGAGGACCUGGAUGUCCUGGGCCUUUCCUUCCGAAAGGAUCUGUACGUCAGCACCAUCCAGACCUUCCCUCCCGCGGAGGAGAAGAAGAUCCCUCUGAGCCGUCUGCAGGAACGGCUGCUGAAGAAACUGGGCAAACAUGCGUACCCCUUCCACUUCACUAUCCCCCAGAACCUGCCUUGCUCAGUAACCCUCCAGCCGGGUGCAGAGGACACCGGGAAGGCGUGUGGUGUGGACUAUGAACUCCGAGCCUUCUGUGCCAAGACUGUGGAGGAGAAGAUUCACCAAAGGAACUCUGUGACCCUGGUGAUCCGGAAGGUUCAGUAUGCUCCAGAGAAGCCCGGUCCACAGCCGAUGGUGGAGACCAGUCGCAGCUUCCUGAUGUCUGAUAGAGCCCUCCACCUGGAGGCCUCACUGGAUAAGGAGCUGUACUACCACGGUGAGCCCAUCAGUGUUAAUGUCCACGUCAGCAACAACUCCACCAAGAAUGUGAAGAAAGUGAAGAUAUCUGUUCGUCAGUAUGCUGAUAUCUGUCUGUUCUCCACGGCUCAGUAUAAGUGUGCAGUUGCCCAGGUUGAAGCAGAUGACCAGGUUGCUCCAAGCUCCACUUCCUGCCAGGUCUACACUCUGACCCCCAUGCUGGGUACCAACAGGGAAAAGAGAGGCCUGGCCCUGGAUGGAAAGCUAAAGCAUGAAGACACCAACCUGGCCUCCAGCACCAUAGUUAAAGAAGGGACCAACAAGGAGAUGAUGGGGAUCCUGGUUUCGUACAGGGUCAAAGUUAAACUGGUGGUGGUUCGUGGAGGGGAUGUAGCAGUGGAGCUUCCUUUUGUCCUGAUGCAUCCCAAACCUGCAGACCAGCCCAGCCUCCAACCACAGUCACAACCACUACAUCCAGUUACUCCAGAGGCUGAUGCUGCUGUGGAUACAAACCUCAUAGAGUUUGAAAUGAACACAUCCUCUCAGGUUGAUGACUUGGUGUUUGAAGACUUUGCUCGCCUCGGGCUGACAGGGAUGAAGGAUGGAAGUGACCUCUUCUGUUAGCUCCUCCUCCUCCUGCUCCAGCUGGGUCGAAUGUCUGACUGAAAAGUUUCAGGACGCCAUCACACCAGAACCCAAGAAGAAUAGUCAGGUGGCUUAGGACCAGAUUUAAGAAGAAAGGGGACACGCCGGACAAAAGCACCAACAUUU
Messenger RNA from Centropristis striata (black sea bass), 1500 nucleotides. RefSeq names its product arrestin red cell-like. Gene Ontology annotation, biological process: G protein-coupled receptor internalization; positive regulation of ERK1 and ERK2 cascade; signal transduction. Gene Ontology annotation, molecular function: angiotensin receptor binding. The transcript has 13 exons. The record is from RefSeq and is a predicted model, not a curated record. Gene Ontology annotation, cellular component: cytoplasm. Lineage: Eukaryota; Metazoa; Chordata; Actinopteri; Perciformes; Serranidae. Bases 115 to 1353 code for a protein of 412 amino acids.